Galleria mellonella (greater wax moth) is the source of this 3519-nucleotide messenger RNA. RefSeq names its product protein eva-1. The record is from RefSeq and is a predicted model, not a curated record. The transcript is spliced from 8 exons. Gene Ontology annotation, molecular function: carbohydrate binding. Lineage: Eukaryota; Metazoa; Arthropoda; Insecta; Lepidoptera; Pyralidae. The coding region runs from base 299 to 1780 and encodes 493 amino acids.
UCGAACGUCCGGACUCAUUGUGGCCACACGCCCCCUGUUACCCCGACGCUAGGUGACACGCGGUUGAAUGUUAUCAUCACGUGAUAAACGUCACGUGGCUCUCGAUGUUCGAAAUUUGAACACUUUGACAGUUUCAGCAACGAUCCAUUGAGGCCGAUUGGCGAUUAUUAUCGUUAUAAUCGAUUUGUUUAGUCGACGCAAUGAAACUUUUUGGAAAGUGGAAAGUGUGGUUGAACUUUUUUUGUUUUAAAAAGUAGAUAGUAAUUACGUCGUGGACGCAUAAUAGAUUUGUUUGAACAUGUGUGGAGCGGUGCUCGUGCUCGUAUUCGCCUUCCUGUGCCUCCCGGGCCCUUCCUGCAGCAACUCAGAUAAUAUGGCUUUGCUGCUGGGAACAUUGAAGAUGAUGCAGAGAGCGACGUGCGAUGAUGAAAUAGUUUCCUUGGCGUGUCCAAGAGGAACCGCAAUUAGUAUACAAGUGGCACAAUACGGGAAAGCUUCGACCGGAGAGCACAAUUGCGCAGAAAAUCCGCGAUCUCAAAGUAUUUCGGUGGAAGUCGAUGGCGAAAAGGAUUGUCUAUGGCCCAACACAAUGCAGUACUCUUUACUGCAAAGGGUGGUGGAGGCGUGCCAAAAGAAGCCACAAUGCAAGUUCAGCACUAAGCCGAAAAUGGGUUUAGUGGAUCCUUGCCCCAGGACUAGGAAGUUUGUCGAAGUGGCCUACAAAUGCAGACCCUUUACAUUCCGCAGUAGGACCUGUUGUGAAGAUGACGUCAUCAAGUUGAGUUGUAACCCAUACUCGAGGAUAGCUAUCUUCGACGCGCAGUAUGGCCGUACCGCGUACGAAUCUAUCACCUGUCAACAAACGCAGGGAGUUCUAGAUGAAACGUGUUCAGCGCCCCAUGGAACUGAUACCGUUAUGCAGAUAUGUCAUGGUAAACGGCGCUGUCAAAUAGAAGCUAACAAUAGGACUUUUGGAGCGCCAUGCAAGUCACGGACAAGGACUUAUCUCAAAGUAGUUUACGCUUGUGUACCUUUAGGAGUCCUCACCGAGCGGUACGAGAGUGCAGCGGAGAGUGAUGAGGUACUGACCGGUAACAAAAAGUCGGAAGAUGAUGAUCAGAGUCUCUUUGAUGAUACAGAUGGAGCUAGCGAUAGAUGGGAAGAACCGAAUGCAAUAUCACCAGUGGUGAAUCCUGCUCUUCAGCCUCCCAAUGACGUAUUCGCUUCAACAACUACGCAAAAAAAUGAAGAUUCCUUGUUUAAGCCAACACGAAAGAGCACCAUAGACAAUAAUGCAGGUUCAUCUAGUAACAAGACGGCAUUAUUUAUAUAUGUGAGUGCAGGUAUUUUAAUUUUUAUAAUAAUAAUACUUCUAUUAGUGGCAGUUCGAUGUUAUCUAACACGCCGCUCCUCAGAAAAUUCAAAAACUGGUGAUAUGUUUACGACAGAAGCUCCAAACGUUUUUAAUGACACUGUUUCCGAUAUAGACAACGAUGUUGAUAUCAGCCAUAUUUCUGGAACGUUCUAUGAUCCUAUUCACCCUGAUAUGAUCCUUUAUAGAGAUAAUCCAGCAAAUAAAGGAACUCUUAGGGCAAUGAGACCACUUUCCACUAUAUACCCAUGUGCUGGAACAAGUAUGUAUGGGAAUGUUGACUACGUACCUUCGCAAGGACGGGAAUUAGGUACAAGCCGGUUCCGGAGUAAGGAUGACGAUCCAGAGGCUAUGAUGAGCCCUAAAAGUUUAGGUGCAUAUUCUAAUUCACAAUUUUAUUAUGGCUGACGGAGGGACGCAGGAGGCACCGAUGAUGCCUCCAGAACGUACUGUUUUUAGUGUUUUAAAAUCAUGUGCACUGUGAAUUGAACUUUGGAAGGCUUCUGAAGCCGAUAUUGAAAUCGAAUUGUGGUUGCGAUUGUCAAUAUUAAAUAAAUAGUAAUAAAAAAUUUAAAUUUAGAAAUGAAUCUAAUGUCCGAGUAUUUAAAAAUGAUAUUGCAUAACAAUUAUUUAAAAGAAUAAAUAAAUAGACACAUUUUUUGAUAUCAGACACUUUAAGACUUGCACAAAUUGUACAAAAUUAAUCGUUAAUUUGCACUGACAUUAAUAUAUUUCGUAAAAAGCUGUGAUUAUUGUAAUUAUUGUUAUUUAUUUAUUCUAUGUAUAAUAUUAUAAUAGUAAGCAUAAUUAAAUAAAAUUUGUCAAAAAUAAUAAAUUAUCGUCCAUUACAAAUAACAGUUAAGCCUCGAUCUGUAUUUUCUGUUUUAAAAAUGUUUAAAAUUGGGUGUUUUAUAUUAUUUUUCUACUACUUGUACUAGUAUUAGCUUGUUUUUUUUAUCAUGAUGUAAUAAUAUUCAAACUUUUUCAAUAUCAAAACAUAAAUAUAGAAAAAGCGUGAAGAUUUCUUUAAACACUACGAGUUGCGUCUCUUUUUUGUAUUUUUGUAAAGUUGCACUGUAAGAUGUUAAAUGUGUUAUAAGAGCUCAAUAAGAUUAUAAGCUGUUUGAACCGUGUAAUAUUAAACUUCAAUUUAGCAUUAAGAUAAUAUCAUCACGAACAAGAACUAUAACUUCUUCAAAGAGGGCCCGUAAAAUGAAGCAAAGGAAAAAAUAACCAACCUUUAUUGAAUAGUGCAAGGUUAAACUUCAAAGAGGACAGUAUAAUUUAAAUGUAAUUGGAUCAGAACGAGAUCAGCACGAUUGAAACUGGACUCGAGAUGCUAGUUCAAAUAUAUUGUAUUGCUGCUAGCGUUCCACCCAAUUGCAGUCUCUCUGUAUAGAUAAUUGCGAUUGUUCUAUGUACUAGGUUAAUGAACGUGUAUUUCAUUAAUCUAGUUCUAAUUAUAGUUUAUUCGCGUAGACUAACACUACCAGAAAUAAAUGUUACUUGCAUAUCUAAUAAUGAAAAUGUUUACAAUAUAAUUUUUAUUAGUUUAUAUCGACUUUAUUCAGAAUUGCUUAAUUCGAUUCGGAGUUUAUAUAAACUCUUAUUUAUGAGUACGUUUCCCAAUUUUGUAAUACGUGGUUACAAAAGCCAUGCGAAUGUUAUUCGAUCUCCUAUCGACUCCGAAAUUAAUCGCGUAAUAUAUCGAGCAUGAGAAAAGGCGAUAAGAAAUGUUGUAAUUCUUCAUGAUCCACAAUACUAGUUAAAAUAAUAAUUUCAAUGCAUUAUUAGCAAAGUUCAAUAGGAUUCUGUAAUUUUUUAUAUGAUAUUUUAAUAAAAAAAUGAGCAAUUUGUGUUUUAUUUCCACUCACCUGAUGCAUAACAAAUGGAUGGUCAUUACGUGCAACGAAGCGGGGUUUUUCCAUUUUUGUUGCCCGGUAAUGAUUGCGUGCUUGAUGUCAUUAUUCAUAAAAAUUAAGGGGAGAUUCGGUAGCUAUCAUUCAAGAAGCUAAAUAGGGAGCAGUUAUGUAUGACCAGACAGCGAUGUAAGCUUGAAAAACAACCAUAACAUUUAAUUAAUUGGAAAGAAUUUUUGUUUCUGCAAUCAAAGCGAAACACCGACUUAUGAUUUACGGUACAGAGAA